Sphaeramia orbicularis (orbiculate cardinalfish) is the source of this 6361-nucleotide messenger RNA. It is a transcript of the gene ppm1e, whose product is annotated as protein phosphatase, Mg2+/Mn2+ dependent, 1E. The record is from RefSeq and is a predicted model, not a curated record. Gene Ontology annotation, cellular component: nucleus. Gene Ontology annotation, biological process: protein dephosphorylation; negative regulation of protein kinase activity. Lineage: Eukaryota; Metazoa; Chordata; Actinopteri; Kurtiformes; Apogonidae. Gene Ontology annotation, molecular function: cation binding; protein serine/threonine phosphatase activity. The transcript has 8 exons. Bases 177 to 2066 code for a protein of 629 amino acids.
CCUGAUAACGCAAGGCGCGUUCCCGUUCUCUGAAUGGGGGCUGAGUCCAGCUUCUGACAGCUAGUCCACUAGAAUAUUUGCAGACACUCGGAUCCCCUCCGCCGGUCCGUGGUACUGUUUCAGAGAACAGCCGAACUCAACGGUGCACAUUUAUCCAGUCUGUCCAGGAAUGAGAAAUGAUGGCUGGAUCUGCAGCAGAGGAGAAAACCUUCCGACGGUUCCUGGAGCUCUUUCUUCGGGAGAUGAAAAUGCCUCUGCAGGAAAGCGACCCGCUGCCGAUGCGCCCCUUGUCGGACCUGGUGUCGGAAGACGAAGUGGAAGGGGAAUGUCUCGACCUGUGUCUCCAGCACCUCUACAAAUAUAACUGUCCAUGCUCCCUGGCUGCAGCUCUGGCCAGGGCCACAGCAGACAGCAUGCUGCAGACUGACCUUUCCGUCCACCACCUCAGUAAGACUGUGGAAGAUGGAGCUGAGCCAUUCCCACAGAUGGAGUCAGUCAAGCUGGCCCGACUGGUGUUUAAUAGAUUGUUUGAGAUGUGCUGCCUUUGGCUGAAGGAGCUGCCCUUCCACCGCCGCCCACAGCCAUACUAUGAAACCUCAAUCCAUGCCAUCAAGAACAUGCGGCGCAAAAUGGAGGAUAAGCACGUCAUAAUCCCUGACUUCAACACUCUCUUCAACAUUCAGGAUCAGGAAGAACAGGCUUUCUUUGCUGUGUUUGAUGGACAUGGUGGUGUCGACGCUGCCAUUUAUGCUGCCAACCACCUCCAUGUCAACUUAGUCCACCAGGAAUCUUUCAACCAUGACCCUGGGGAGGCCCUUUACCGAGCCUUCAAAUUGACUGAUGAACGCUUUGUAAAGAAGGCCUCACGAGAGAAUCUGCGUUGUGGCACAACAGGUGUGGUUACAUUCCUGCGGGGUCGGACGUUGUACGUGGCCUGGUUGGGAGACUCCCAGGUCAUUCUGGUCAGGAGGGGGCAAGUUGUGGAACUGAUGAAACCACAUAAACCAGACAGAGAGGAUGAGAAGCAGAGGAUCGAGGCUCUGGGAGGCUGUGUGAUCUGGUUUGGGACAUGGAGGGUUAAUGGCAGUUUGUCUGUAUCUAGAGCCAUAGGUGACUCGGAGCACAAGCCCUACAUUUGUGGUGAUGCAGAUCAUAGCAUCUUCCCAUUAGAUGGGUCAGAAGACUACCUGAUAUUGGCCUGUGAUGGUUUCUGGGACACUGUGAGUCCAGAUGAAGCAGUGCGGGUAGUCAGUGACCACCUCCAAGAGAACUCGGGUGACACCACCAUGGUAGCGCACAAGUUGGUGGCAUCCGCCCGUGAUGCAGGCUCUAGUGACAACAUCACUGUCAUAGUUGUGUUCUUGAGGGACCCACGGUCCCCACCCCCCACCAGCACUGAAGAUGAUGAAGAAGGUGUGGUGGAAGGAGAAGCAGAAGAGGAGGUAGUAGAGGAGGCAGUAGCAGCAGCGGAUGAGGAGGAAGAAGAAGAAGAGGAGGAGGAGGAGGAGGAGGAAGAUGCAGUCAGGGUAGAGCGUGAUGGUGGUGAAGGAGGCAGCACUGCGGACAUUGGGGUGAAAGGUCGCAGUGGGUGGCCCCUGCAGCAGUGUUCUGCCCCCGCUGACCUUGGCUAUGAAGAUCGAACGGACUCAUUCACGGACAGAACUAGCCUCAGCUUCUUGGGGCCAUCACUGAAGGGUCGCAUCUCCCUGACCCAGGGCCCACGGCAGCCCUGUUUCAGUUUUCACCCUGACCUCCGCACGGCCCCUCACCUCUGCCAAGAGGAACGUCCAGUAAGGCGCAGAUCAUUUAUCCCUUUUCAGGAGCCCGGAAUCCAUAGCUUCACGGACCCACUGUGGCCCCAGAUAGCUGUGCUGUUGGGCCAGACAGUGAGGCAUAGUGGCAGGCCUGGAUAUGGUACUAGGAGGCUGGAUCGGAGGAGGCUUGGUAGAUCCAGGGAGAUGCUAGGCUUGUCAUCGUCCACCAAUUUUCUGCCCAACAUGCAGCGGUACUCCAACCACAGGCCUGGGGUGGCAGUACCUCAACUGCCUUAUGAUGCUGCCAUCUGAAGAGGUCACUCAAACCAACCCAUCUCCAUUUAUUCAGUCCAAUCCCUCAGCUUGCCCACCACCUCUGCCUUCAACAUGUGUUUCUAUAAUAAUAAUAGGUAGUUGUGGCUCCUGCACUCAGUAACUGAGAUUUAAUGUCUUUUUCUUUUCCUUACCCCAUGACUUUCCCCAUGUAUACUGGCUCACUAAACACAAGCCCUGUUCCUUAUUGCAGCCAGAGCUACAGGCACAAGUUGAUGAGAAGUAUUCAGAAGGAAUGUAAUAAAGUCUGCUCUCUUAGGUGUUAUUUUAGAAGACAUAGAACAUACUCUUCACUGCUAAUUGCUGAGGUAGAAAUGUUGACUCUAAAAUCAGUCAGAGCAUAUCUUUAAAUUUAGUUUAUCCCUAGCUGCUCAACACUCUAACCAGUGUUUCUUGACAGGAAUUUUAUUUUUUACAUACUAUUGUGUACCUUCCUCUUUCAGUAUGCUAACAGAAAAACCGUAACCAGAUCUAAAUCUAAUCAAGCAUCUUAAAAAAUAUAACAUUACCACCUGCCUAAUAGUGGAGGUCCCUCUCUUCUUGCCAAAACAGGUCUGACUCCAUGAGAAUGGACUCCACAAGACCUCUGAAGGUGUGCGGUAUCUGGCAAAACUGUUUGUCCAGCACUUUCUGAAGAUGCUUGACUGGAUGCUUGACUUGUGAUCUGGUUGUUUUUCCUUAGACCACUUUUGGUAGGUACUAAUCACUGCAGACCAGGAAUACCUAACAAGACCUGCAGUUUAGGAGAUGCUCUGACCUAGUUGUCUGCCAUCACAUUUUGAUCCUCGUCAAAGUUGCUCAGAUCCCUACGCUGCCCUUUUUGCUGCUUCUAACACAUCAACUUCUAAAUGUUCACUUACUACUUAAUAUAACUCACCCAUUGAUAGAUGCCAUUGUUAUGAGAUAAUCAACAUUAUUAUGACUUCAUCUGUCAGUGGUCAGAAUAUUAUGGUUUAUCAGUGUAUAACUGAUUGAGUUGUCAAUGUCACUCAGUGUCAUCAAAACUAAGGUUGAUAGAGCAGAAAAACAUGUUUCUCAGCCUCUGAGAGAAAGUAUACCUAUACAUUCACAUAAGAGUUGGUGUUUGUGUUUGACCAAAAGGGGUGCGCCAUAUCCUUGGCACUGAUUAACCUCAAUGCUAGUGUGAAUACUUUUUGAGUUAAAUAUAUUAAUAAUAUUUUGUAACAUUAAGAAACAACAUUAGCAGUUUUAUAAUGAUCCUUAAAUUUAAGGACCAAAAAUAACAAAACGUGUAGUGCAAGUCAAUAAGUGUGGGUUCUAAUUGAAAUAAAAACAAAUGGAAGGACAUUUCAUUAUACUCUAUGCUUAGGAUUCACAUUUAAUAGUGCAUGUAAAUGUACAUUCUAUUUUUUAUGUUUCUUUCUGUGUAUGUAAAGGUGAAGUAGAGACCUAGUCCAACAACAGAAUGGAAAAGGUUAAAGGAUAGGUUUGGUGAGUUUCUGUUCUUUUGCUGAAGUCUACAGAUGCUUUGUCACAUCAGCGGUAUUGUCAGUGUAUGCAUGACCUGAUCUGUUUGUCAGUCUGUGCCACAGAGCCCAGUUGCUGUCUCAGAAUUAAUAAAAAUCCAUCAUUGAGCCUCGCAAUCACAGUGAGUGAUGCACUUUUCUCAGUCUUAGUAAAAGUCAGUCAUUUUCAGAUGACAGUGGAGCUUUAGGACAGCACCAAUGGCAGCUAAAUUGGGCCAUGGAUACAGAGACAAUACUGUUCAUAGAAUGAAUGUAUGGCUGGUGUCGUUUCUACUGUUAUAAAUAUCAAGCCAAGUGACACAUAUCUUUGGUCUUGAGAUAACUAUCAAGAAUGUUGAGUAAGGAUGUAGAAAUGAAGCUAUAAUGGCCUCGACUCCCUCUGUUUCAGGCCUCUGAUUGGUCACAGAAGAGGUCAGAAUAACUGUUCCUCUUGGUUUUGGGACAUGUUAAUCUGACCCCUUCCAUAUAGAUAGUGACCCCGCCAUUAUCUGUCCACAGUUUGUCUACAUAUAAAAGCACUUAACACCAGAUUAAAAAAGAUUAGUAGUUUUUUCCCUUGAAAUAAUGCUUUAUGAAUUCCAGUAUUCCAGAUGGGUAGGGGCAGAAGGGCAGGAGUGGCUUUUCAAAAUGUGUUUUAUUAUUUUUGUUCUUGGGCAAUGUAGUUACGGCAAGCAUCUCAUACUGUAUUUACUUCUAGUCAAAACCCACUUAACCCAAGUAGCUUGCUUUCCAAAAGGUUGAUAUGAAGUGCAAGUGUUUCAUGUUGGUCCACGAUAGUUUAAACUGCAGAACACGUGCCUUCCAUGAACUUAUAUGUGUAACUAAAGCCUACUUCCUUCACACCCUAACACACUAAUUUACUAAGUUCAUUAGGUUCAUUUUUAAGAGGACCUCAAAAUGUGAUCAGAAAAUUUUAAAGGUAGAAGUUAGUGUAUUAUCCGUCUUACUGUCGGAGUUCUUCUCUGAGGUUGGCGGUAAUAGCACAAAUCCUUUGUAACAGGAUUGUCUUCUGAUUGAAUCGAUACAGAACGUGACAGUUUUACCCCUCACUGUUGUUAACAAGUCAUAAGAAUCUACAAACUGUCUCUUAAAUGACUGUAGCCUAGUUUGUGUCUUCACAUCUGGAUGACUGAUGAUAGCCAGUUUACCAUUAUAGUAAAUGGUUUUACAUAGCCGUAACAAUAGUCAUUAAACCAAAUAAUCUCAACACUAAUUUAACAUAUCCAAAUAAAGACAUUAUAAUGAAAAGGUUCAUACUCAUAUUAUUACUUGACUAACAAGACCAUAAUGCACAGAAAUAAAUUGAUGAUAUUGGUCUGUUUUUCAUAAAUGUGUAUUUUACAUCCUGACAUUAUUUUAGUUCAUAGACUUAAAGAUAUUUGUGGCCAUGUCAGAAAAGACUUAGUGGACAUCAAUGCCUUUUAUUACUGCUAAAAUCUUUUUCUUUAGAGAGAAGUUCAACACGACCAGAGUGAUUUUCACCUCUUUUAAUACUCUUUCACCUCACUCUACAAAAAGAUGGAAUAUGCCAAGGUAAUGGCUGUUUUGGUGCUGAUGAUGCAUACAACCAUUUAACACUUUACUAACCUUACCACAAAUUUAGAUUUUCUUGAAUUACAAAAUUAUAUUUAAAUAGUCAAAUAUCAUAUCAUCACCUUCCUGAAAUAAUUACUUAAGUCAUUUUUUGACAAAAAGGACUUCUUCUUUUUUUGUAAAUCAUCAAAUACUCAAUUUCUGGUUAAGUUUUUAUGUUUCCUGAAAAAUGUACUUGGGCAAUGAUUUUAGGAUGGUGACAUUAUGUGUAAAUGGUGGCACAAUUACAACAGGAUCAAAGAACUACUUGUCUCUCACUGUUGACCGCCAUUCAUAUUUUUUCCGAAUGAAGGCCUCAUUGGGUGCACUGAAAGGGUUUGGACCGCAGAGAAACAACAGAUAUUUGCAGGCAAAGGGCGAGGACCUCAGUUCUAAUGGGAAGCCAAUGCAGAUGUAACUUCCAGUGUAAUACCACUGAUGACUGCAAGAUGCUGUUCCCAAAACCCUGGCUCACAUACACUGAUCUACACUGAUAAUUGAUCUAACUCUUAUUUAAGCUUUGAGGUGAAACUCACUGGGUAUAAUCAAACUUGCAAUGUAACUAAACUACACUUUCUGUCAGUUGUUAAGGACACCCCAUGUAAGCAAUAAUGACACUUGAAAGGCUCUCUGAUGGUGUGUCUUUCACUUCAAGAUGCAACUAAAUUCUUCAUUUUGUGAGCCAUACCUGAAAGGUCACUCCUCAUUUUCCCUAUAGAGAAAAGGAUAAUACAUUAUAAGUACCUGUGAUAAGUUACAUUUAUACCUCCUGUACAUGUUUGUAAUGUAGCCAUCAGUCACUUUGAGUUGAACUAGUAAAAUGUGACACUUGACAUUAUCUGCACAUCACCUCUACUAUAAUCUCCAUGUUUCAGUUCUUUGAAUUCACAAUAUUUAUGGAAAAAUCUUGACAGUUUGUGUUUGUGUACAAUUUGGAGAUUGCUUAAAGGUAUCACUUAGACUUGGUGGGGGGAGGGGGGUGGGGGAGUGGGGGGAAAGGGGUAAAUGAUGAUUGGUAAAUCAAACCAGCUGACCUCUCCUCCUUGUCCUCCAUUAUUAAAGACAAACCCCAUUACUGUCUUCUACAUGCAGGUUAGGUAAAACUCAGUAAAACACAUACUGAGUGCCUGUAUUAUCUGUGUUAUUUAGUAUAUAAAUAUGUGUAUUGUAACUGGUGACUAAUUUUCAUGCAUAUAUAUAAAAAUUAGACCAAGU